Molecule: messenger RNA, 1684 nt
Organism: Thunnus maccoyii (southern bluefin tuna)
Lineage: Eukaryota; Metazoa; Chordata; Actinopteri; Scombriformes; Scombridae
Gene: mlst8
Product: MTOR associated protein, LST8 homolog (S. cerevisiae)
Exons: 8
Coding region: 1-981 (326 amino acids)
Biological process (GO): regulation of actin cytoskeleton organization; TOR signaling
Cellular component (GO): TORC2 complex; TORC1 complex
Molecular function (GO): protein binding
Source: RefSeq, a predicted model, not a curated record
AUGAAUGUGAACCAGGGGACGGUGGGCAGCGACCCGGUCAUCCUGGCCACGGCUGGAUAUGACCACACUGUCCGCUUCUGGCAGGCCCACAGCGGGAUCUGCACCAGGACAGUCCAGCACCAGGACUCUCAAGUGAAUUCACUUGAGGUGACACCUGACAGGAGUAUGAUUGCAGCUGCAGGUUACCAACACAUCCGCAUGUACGAUCUGAACUCCAACAAUCCCAACCCGGUGAUCAACUAUGAUGGCGUAAGCAAGAAUAUCACAUCUGUGGGCUUCCAUGAAGAUGGACGCUGGAUGUACACAGGAGGGGAGGAUUGCAUGGCUCGCAUCUGGGACCUCAGGUCAAGAAAUCUGCAGUGUCAGAGGAUCUUCCAGGUCAAUGCUCCAAUCAACUGUGUGUGCCUGCAUCCCAACCAGGCAGAACUGAUAGUUGGGGACCAAAGUGGUGUGAUUCAUGUCUGGGAUCUGAAGACUGACCACAAUGAGCAGCUGAUUCCUGAGCCAGAGGUCUCCAUCAACUCAGUUCAUAUUGACCCAGAUGCCAGUUACAUGGCAGCAGUCAACAGCUCGGGAAACUGUUACGUGUGGAAUCUUGCUGCAGGCAUCGGAGAUGAGGUGACUCAGCUCAUUCCCAAAACAAAGAUCCCUGCGCACAAACGCUACUCCCUCCGCUGCAAGUUUAGCCCCGAUUCCACUCUGUUGGCCACCUGCUCAGCAGAUCAGACUUGUAAGAUCUGGAGGACGUCCAAUUUCUCACUGAUGACAGAGCUGAGCAUCAAGAGCAACAAUCCCGGAGAGACGUCUAGAGGCUGGAUGUGGGACUGUGCCUUCUCCGGAGACUCCCAGUAUAUUGUCACUGCCUCUUCAGACAACCUGGCUCGUCUGUGGUGUGUGGAGACCGGGGAGAUCAAGAGGGAGUACAGCGGCCACCAGAAGGCUGUGGUGUGUUUGGCCUUCAAUGACAGUGUGCUGGGCUGAAGAGGAGGAUAGAGAAAAAGAGACGGGAGGUAACAGUCUGUGCACAGGUGGGAUAAGGACAGAAAAGCGUGGGACUCAAUUCCCAGAUGGUGCAUGACUGUUGGCAUCAAUGGGAAUUAUUAAACAGUUUCCCAGAAACUCAUCAUCUUGAGAAAGUUGAGACAUUUGCUUGAACAUUACAAUGAAUCUCAGUUGUGUACCAAGAUGCCUACAGUGCUGUUUCCCCGCCAGAUGCCUGUAAGUACUCAGCAUAACAUCACAUAACAGCAUAACAUCACAGCCAAGAUAUGAAGCAAAAAUCUUUUUUACACCAAAUUAAGGCAGUCGUCGAAGAAGAAAUCCAUCCACAAUGAAGCAGAGGUAGUGAUUUCUGUACCGCCAAUCUAUAAAUUUGUAUAAAAAACGUGGUAAUAUUUAUCAUUGACCCUAUAGGUGUUUAACUUCUUCACUCUGUGCACAAGAGGAGAUACCUUUCAAGUUAAUGUCAUUGUUUUUAUAGUAAACCUUAUUUACUGUAUCAAAAUAUUAUUCACAGUAGACUGAUAAUGGUAUAUGCCAUGGAAUUGAUUGAUCUCUGGUGUGUGAUGUGUAUAAUUCAUUUCAUAUUUUUAUUCAAAGUUAAGCUGUAAGGUGUAUUCUUCUCAAACAAUGUACAGAAAAUGAUUCCACAGUAAACACAAGAUUUACACAAGUCCUUACUGUC